Hansenula anomala is the source of this 2364-nucleotide messenger RNA. RefSeq names its product bifunctional aminoimidazole ribotide synthase/glycinamide ribotide synthase (gene ADE57). The record is from RefSeq and is a predicted model, not a curated record. Gene Ontology annotation, biological process: 'de novo' IMP biosynthetic process; adenine biosynthetic process. Lineage: Eukaryota; Fungi; Ascomycota; Saccharomycetes; Phaffomycetales; Wickerhamomycetaceae. Bases 1 to 2364 code for a protein of 787 amino acids. Gene Ontology annotation, cellular component: cytosol. The transcript has a single exon. Gene Ontology annotation, molecular function: phosphoribosylamine-glycine ligase activity; ATP binding; phosphoribosylformylglycinamidine cyclo-ligase activity.
AUGUCCCUCAAUAUCCUAGUCGUUGGUAACGGUGGUCGUGAACAUGCCCUAGUCUGGAAAUUGUCCCAAUCCAAAUUGGUUAAUCAUAUAUACGUUGCACCAGGUAAUGGUGGGACAGAUUUAUUUGAAAAUGUUACAAAUAUCCCAAUAGGUUCAUCUAAAAAGGAUUUUCCAGCUCUAGUGGAAUUUGCCCAAAAGAAUGACAUUGGGUUAGUCGUUCCAGGCCCUGAACAACCUUUAGUUGAUGGUAUCACCACUGUUUUCAACAAAAUUGGUGUACCAGUUUUCGGCCCAUCAGAGAAAGCUGCAGUUUUAGAAGGUUCAAAAACUUUCUCAAAAGAUUUUAUGGCUAAACAUAAUAUUCCAACUGCUGAAUACAAAAAUUUUAAAGAAUUUGAUGCUGCAAAAGCUUAUAUUCAAAGUAUUUCUCAUAAUGUUGUUAUCAAAGCUACAGGUUUAGCUGCAGGUAAAGGUGUGCUAAUUCCUGAAACUAAAGAAGAAGCAAUCGAAGCCUUGAAGAAAGUUAUCGUGGAUAAAGAAUUUGGUGAUGCUGGUAAUGAAGUUGUUGUGGAGGAAUUUUUAGAAGGUGAUGAAAUUUCCAUCCUAACAAUUUCUGAUGGUUAUUCUUGGUUCAAUUUACCUCCUGCUCAAGAUCAUAAACGUAUUGGUAAUGGUGAUUCAGGUUUAAACACUGGUGGUAUGGGUGCUUAUGCUCCAGCUCCUGUUGCUACUCCACAAUUACAAAAAGAAAUUGAUGAAUUAAUUAUUAAACCAUCAAUUGAGGGUUUUAGAAAAGAUGGAUUCCCUUUCAAAGGUGUCUUAUUUACUGGUAUUAUAAUCACAGCUACUGGUCCAAAAGUUUUAGAAUAUAAUGUUAGAUUUGGUGAUCCAGAAACUCAAACAGUUUUACCAUUAUUAACAGAAGAUACUGAUUUAGCUGAAGUGUUUUUAGCUGCUGCAGAAGGUAGAUUAGAUUCAGUUAAAAUUGAAACUAAAAAAGAUCAAUUCGCCACAACUGUUGUUAUUGCUGCAGGUGGUUAUCCAGAAUCUUAUAACAAAGGUGAUGAAAUCACAAUUGAACAACAUCCAGAUUCAUUAGUUUUCCAUGCUGGUACUAUUAAACAGGACGGUAAAAUUCUAACAAAUGGUGGUAGAGUUAUUGCAUCAACUUCAUUUGCAUCAACUUUACAAGAUGCUGUUAAAAAGGCAUAUGAAGGUGUUGAAAGAAUCCAAUUUAAAGAUAAAUAUAAUAGAACAGAUAUUGCUCAUAGAGCAUUUAGAGAUGCUGAAGCUAAUAAAAAUGGUAUUACAUAUGCUGCAGCAGGUGUUUCUGUUGAUAAUGGUAAUUUAUUAGUGGAAAAUAUCAAGGCAAAAGUUAAAUCUACAAGAAGACCAGGUGCUGAUUCAGAUAUUGGUGGAUUUGGUGGUGUUUUCGAUUUAAAAGCUGCAGGUUAUAAAAACACAGAUGAUACUUUAUUAGUUGCUGCAACUGAUGGUGUUGGUACUAAAUUAAGAAUUGCACAAAUUUUAAACAUUCAUGAUACUGUUGGUAUUGAUUUAGUUGCUAUGAAUGUUAAUGAUUUAGUUGUUCAAGGUGCUGAACCUUUAAUCUUUUUAGAUUAUUUCGCCACAGGUAAAUUAGAUAUCCAAAUUGCUUCAGAUUUUGUUAAAGGUGUUGCAGAUGGUUGUAUCCAAGCUGGAUGUGCAUUAGUUGGUGGUGAAACUAGUGAAAUGCCUGGUAUGUACGAACCGGGUCAUUAUGAUACAAAUGGUACUGCAGUUGGUGCAGUUAAUAAAGAUAAAAUUUUACCAAAAAUUAAUGAAAUGGCCAAAGGAAAUGUCUUGUUAGGUUUAAAAUCUGAUGGUGUUCAUUCAAAUGGAUUUUCAUUAGUUCGUAAAAUCAUUGAAACUUAUGGUUAUUCUUAUACAGAUGUUGCCCCAUGGAAACCUGAAAGUACAAUUGGUAAAGAAGUUUUAAUUCCAACAAGAAUUUAUGUUAAACAAUUAUUAAAACCAAUUCAACAAGAUUUGAUUUUAGGUCUUGCCCAUAUUACAGGUGGUGGGUUAGUGGAAAAUAUUCCAAGAGCUUUACCUAAACAUUUAAGUGCAAAAGUUGAUUUGAAAACUUUUGAAAUUCCAGAAAUUUUCAAAUGGUUUGGUAAAACUGCAAAUGUUCCAAUUAAAGAUUUAUUGAAAACUUUUAAUUUAGGUAUUGGUAUGGUUGCAAUUGUUGAAAAAGAAAUUGUUGAAAAAGUUUCCACUUUAUUAAAACAAGCUGGUGAAGUUGUUUAUGAAAUUGGUGAAUUAGUUGAAAGAGGUGAUGAUGCAGGUACCAUUAUUGAAAACUCUGAAAAUUUGUAUUAG